Messenger RNA from Didymosphaeria variabile, 2007 nucleotides. RefSeq lists its product as uncharacterized. Lineage: Eukaryota; Fungi; Ascomycota; Dothideomycetes; Pleosporales; Didymosphaeriaceae. The coding region runs from base 1 to 2007 and encodes 668 amino acids. The record is from RefSeq and is a predicted model, not a curated record. The transcript has a single exon.
AUGGCUCUCUGCACUGAUUGCUCGGGAAUGAGUUUCGAAAGUCUACUGGAAGGUCACACCCAUCUCCGAGAUGCUCGUCAGUUGCUCACGAGCUCCAAAACUUGCUCUCUGUGUCAUUUGAUUCGACUCGCUUUGAAUAGGGAUACAGUCAAAGAAGUGGGGAAUGAUUUUGAGACCGGGUAUUACGAUAGGGUAGCCGAAGCCCCUCUAGUGCUGUACGGAGUGUUCGAUGAGGAGGAAGAGCAUGACGCGGUCGAAAAGGCCAAGAAUGGAACGAAACUCGUUGGGAUUGAUGUACAUGUACCACUCAUGGAUGACGAGCUCGACAUCACGAUUUUAGGGGUUUAUCCAACAUCAACAUCCUCUACUGUCGACCUGAUUGGUGGGCGACCAAGUUUGCAGGAGGCUGGGUCAGAAGAAGCCAUGCAACUAAUUACGACAUGGAUGCAGGAUUGCAUUCACUCGCAUCCGCGUUGUGUGAGAACAACAUCUGAGCCGAAGCUUCCAACUCGCGUGUUAGAUCUUUCCGGAGAGAGCAUUCGCUUGGUCAUCACGCAGGAUCAACAAGACAGAUACGCAGCUUUGAGUCAUUGCUGGGGCCCGAAUCCACCGUUGAUGACGAAGACUCACAAUAUCGAUUCGCAUCGAAUGGGUAUAUCGUUCGGUGCGCUCCCCAAGACGUUUCAGCAUGCAGUGCAGAUUGUGAGGAGGAUUGGCCUCAGAUAUCUAUGGAUUGAUUCUCUGUGUAUCAUUCAGGAUGAUAAGAGCGACUGGGAAAGAGAAGCUAUUCAAAUGGGCAGCGUCUACGAAGGCGCGCAUGUUACUAUUGCAGCAACAGGAAGCUCGAACGCUUACGACGGCUGCUUUAUUCCCCGACCAAAGUUGACCGAUCCUGUUCCCUUCAACAUUGCCUAUCAGGGAACUUCUGUGGAUGCGUAUGCGGCCUUGCGCCCUGAAUCGGCUUCGGCGGACUUGCAGAGUAAUCCUUUGGCUGAUCGCGCGUGGAUCACGCAAGAAUGGCUCUUGUCGCGACGCAUCAUUCACUUUGCUAGAGGCGAUUUGCGCUGGAUCUGCCGCACAAAAAGUGAAACUGAGACCGGCGAAGCUUUCGUAGAUACGUCCGGCACGAAUCGCAUACACCGUGCUCUCGAUACCAAAGACCAGAAGGAUGAUUCUGCGCCAGGGGGAGAUCCGCACAGUAAGCGGCUCGAAUCCACCAAUGCUCAAGCCGAGUGGGACUUCCUAGACGAAUGGCUCGACGUCGCGAGCUCCUACUGUAGACGAAAGCUCACGUACCAGAGCGACAAGCCCAUUGCAUUGCAAGGCAUAAUCGAUGUGAUUUCUCGCCAAACCGUACUCACAUGCUUCCACGGCCUGUGGGACUUUUCCAUCCACCGUCAACUCUUCUGGUUUGCGUCCCACACGCUGACCCGACCCCCAACGCUAGCCCACAUACCCUCCUGGUCGUGGCUCUCAACGUACGGAACCAUACAGCACUUCACGCAAGACUCUUCCAGUGAACUCGCAGCCUUUGCAGAUUCAGAAAACAGAGCAUCGGUCCGCAUAGACGACGCAACGCUGCACAUCUACGCUCCAACGCUUGAACACGGGACCAUCGAAGGACCUUACAGCACCGAUAUUCCAGCCGGAGAGAUCGUAUACAGCGCCUCGACUAUAGAACGCAUCAAACAUGUUCAGACACAGAUGAAGCCGUAUCUAAGCCGUCAUCGUGGGGAUUGGUCGUUGGUAUGCCAACACUCCUUUGGGUUGCACGAUAAAAGGGGCGCGGCGAUAGGAUGGUUCUCACUGGACACGGCGAAACUUCCGGAUGGAAAUAUGGUUUUUGUACCACUUGUUCUGCAGGCUGCCAGUGCUGGGAGUCAGGCAAAUUUCUUGGUCUUGUGCAAAGAACCCGGGCGGGAGGUUUGGCUGAGGAUAGGGGCCGGUGAGUUGAAGGACGCAUCGUCGUUGGCAGAGGCGGAAUGGAGUCUCUUUCAGGUAGAAUAA